GAUUCAGAUGAUUUUGAAUGCUAAUUUAUGUUCUCAAAAUUUGUCAUAAUAUAAUAGUAAACAAGUUACAUCAUUGUUCACCUUUAAGCCAGUUCUGACACCAUUUUGGUGAAAAAGAGGGUAUUUAUCCACUUGUUUUCUCUGUUUUCCAACCUCUUCCUCUCUUCCUGUCCUUGGCCUCUUUUUCUGUAUACGAUUCUCUCCUUUUUCCCCGCAACGAUUCGCUGAUAGCCUGCUGGUCUCCACGUGACAUUUAUUUAGUGUGUACUUGUAAGGACUCGAUCUUCGUAGAAACUCUGUAACACUUAUUACAGGAUGAGAUCUUGAGUACAUGGCACAGUAUAGUGCUAAUGUUACACCUUAUUACGUUGUUCUUCUUCACUUGUCUUUGAUCUGUACCUCCAUCACUGCUUAGAUGUGUUUGUCUGUCGUUCCCCCAAGCUCACCUUGUACACCUUGCUAGCCCUGUGAAUUGUGUAUAUCUGCUGAUCUCAUAACAGUAUGCUGUCAUCAAAAAUGUGGGCGGCACUCUGUUAUGAGACGCAGUGAUCAAAAGUCUUUUGAUUAGGAUUACAUAUGCAAGGUUAUGUAAGAAUGACAUUAAAGACAUUGCUUACCAUGGGAACUCUCAAAAUGCAGUCUAUUUCUGGCACUUUAUUGUGGUCUCACAAAUUUAUUAUUAAAUUAUACUUUACACUAUUUUAUACAAUUUCACACACGGAUUAUAAAUAAUGGUUUUCUUGCUUGUAGUCGACAUGAAUCUGUCUUCACAACACAAACACAUGCACAGUUUGUAGCCAUUUUGUUUACUUUUGGCAAAGUGGUGGCAAAUUUGUAUGAACUUACAUAAACUAAAAGAUGUCAGGGUGGUACAACUGUCCUGAUAUAAUAAAUAAAUUUAAAAAAAAGAAAAAGAAAAAUUGAUGAGAAAGCCCAUAUGUAGUUUGACAUUUUUUAUUACUGUUUCUUGGACUAGAAAUUAUAUUUUAACAAAUCUUCUUACUGGUUUGAAAAAGUUUUGUCAUGUGGUCCGACCAACAAGCAUUAAAAAACAAAACAGUAAAUUACAUCAUAGACCCCUAUAGACCCUCAUGCGUGUCAAGUCUAUUUUAAUUUUAUUAAAAUAGAUAAGUGGACCUUGCAAGGUUAGUUUAGGGUGUAAAAUGUCAUGUGGUGUGCCUCCUCAAAAUGUAAUGAAUUAAUAAUUCAUUAUAUUUUAUAUUGAAAAAUACAUUUAAUUAAAAUAAAAAUGAUUAAGAUGUGUCCACUCACAUGUAUUCGAGAUGUAACGAAAGAUUGGUACUUUACUUGACGGUUACACCACAUGACAUAAAACUGUAUAAAAGUUUUUCAGAACUACAUGAAACCAACACAUUCAUUAUUCAUUAGCUUGUGUGGCCUAGGUGACAUCAUCUGCGUAGAAAAGUUGUUUCAGGACACAGCUUGUUGAUGGAAGAUUACUGUUAAUCUUUUUUCUCAAUGUUGUGCACUGAUAAAUCGUGCACAAUAAGACCAAGAUGUGCAUUAAGAACACAAAAGUCACUUCUGAUUAAUAAUAUCUUGGCUCAAUUUCUGAAAACCCAUAGUCACCAGCUCUUUGGUCAGCAUAAUCUUGCUCUUUUUGAUUAUGUAAAUGUUCUGGCACAGAUGCCUUUAACCAUAGUGAUAUGCAGGAGUUACAUUGUAUGAUCGAUUUAUAAUAGUAUAGUUAAGUGAAUAAAAUGAAGUUCGUGCAGAAGGUCAAGUGUUUAUGACUAUAAGACCUUACAUCUUAAAGAUAAACGUUCAUGGCCGUGAUGAGAUAUGACUUGAGAUAUGACUUUAGGGUCAUUUCAAAGGGAUUGUUGAGGAGGUGAUAAAGCCAAAGCUGUAAACCAGACCUUGUACUCUAUGUUCUGUUUUUUAACUUAAAUCUGUGCACCUUUAAAAAUAUGUCUGGACUAAAAGAGAGUAGACUAUGAAAAUAGGGCAAUUUCCUAGUUAGAUUUCAUAGACAUUGAGGUUUGGCUGCUAAACAAGAGGUAUCACGAUAUAACCAACAAGACAUGCAUGCAUCUAUUAAGUCAUGAUUGGUUAAUGAUUGAUCCUUCAGCCACCUGUGUUGUAGCAGGUCUCUAAAGAAGUACGCAUUUAUCACCUAAACUAAAAGAUGAUGGCAAAAAUCCAGGCAGGUGAUGUAAUCAAUAAUGUUUUCUGCUUUUGCUGUAUUAUAGAGCCAAUUGGAUAAAUUAUGCAGCUAUAAUUGUGUGGGUGUGUUGGUAUGGAUGUCAGAGUGUGAUUUGUAUGUGUGUCCUAAAAAAAUGUAUGUGUUUGUGUGUGUGCACCUGUAAUGUUUGAGAGAGAGAAAUUAUACUGUACUGCAAAUCACAAAUCCCACCGCUGUGUAUGCCAGCAGAGCUUUGCUGAAAUCUAAUGGGAAAAGUUUGGUACUGCACCCAAACAACAUCUUACUAAAAGCAAAUUUUUUGAGAUAUCAUCCUCAAAUUUGGAACACCGCUUGUUUAGAUUUAUGGCUUUGACUUUCUAGAAAUUUUUUUGUGUUCAACAUGUUUUACAAAAUAUAUAUUUUAUAUAAAAAAUUGCUCAUAAAUCAUUUUCAUAAACUUAAACCUUUUUAACUUUUAAAACUUUUUAAAACUUUAACUUUUUAACUUCAGUAAUAAUCUGCCAAGGGUCUUCUUUAAAAUGAGACCAAACUUAAGUCAGUACUCCCAAGCUUCAAACUUUUAUGACAAUUUUUGGACAUGGACAUUUUUGUCCUCUAUGAACCUAUGUGCAACUUUUUUUAAUUGACGCCCAAGGGUUAAGAGUCUUAACCAGAAUCCACUUUAUUCCAAGAGUCCACUAACGUCCAAAUAAUUCAGAAUCAACUCCAGAGUUUGUUCAGAUCCAUGAGUCUGCCCAGGACUCCACUCCAGCCCCUGAGUCCAUGCCAGUGUUGGUUACAGCCCCUGAGUCCAUUCUAGUGUUGGCUCCAGCUCCUGAGUCUGGUCCAGUGUUGGUCCUAGCCCCUGAGUCCAUUCUAGUGUCAGCUCCAGUCCCUGAGUCCACUCCAGUCCUAGAAUUCAAUAAUGAGUCCGCUCCAGUACUACCUCUCAGUAACGAGUCCACUCCAGCCCCAGAGAUCAGUAUUAAGGUUGUCACGAUUUCUAAAUGUAUAUGGGAGCCCACUCUAACCUCUAAAUUGGCAUGGGAGGCCACACACCUUUGAAAUAACCCUAAAUUUAAUUCUAGUCCUCGAGUCCGUAAGAGAAUGCCCCCAAGACCAUAAAUCCAUACCAGAGCCCUUAAAGGGGUGUAAAAGAUGGGUUGUUUUGUGCGCUCAACGGAUGAACAGUGUGGGAACAGAAUUUAAGGGGAAGACUUUCAAGGUUGAAAGUGGUACAAAAUAACACCACUGUCUCUUGGGAAAAUACAGAGAGUCUAUUCAUUUACUUUUGAAUACUGGUGUUUUUCCAUUGGAGUGUAAACUAAUUAAUGUAGCAGAUUUGAUGUAACUAUUUUGAUGUAACCAUUCUUAAGGUGCAGAAUUCUGACGCCACAUUGAUUGUGAAACCUCUGAGAUAUUGUUAAACAAUAACUCAUCUUUUUCUGUAAUUAAAACGAAGUGCACCCAAUUGGGAGGGGGAGCGAGCCUGGCCAGUUUGCUUUCUCUCUCACUUGGAGGGUUGUUCUUAAACCGCACCUAAUUUUUAAGUAUAAAAAAGGGGGUUUCUUUCAGAAACAGUGGAAGCUCAGCCGUGGGAUAAGUGCACGUCGCCCAGCAUUCUCGGACAAGUGUUGGUCUUCUACUGUGACUGACACUGGCUCCCCAGUCUUUUGAAAGUGAAGAUGAUGGCACGGCUCUGAGGUUGGAGCCUCUCUCUUUGCAAGUAACAUUGGAAGUGUGCAUUUUGUGGGGAUAGCAGGAACUGGAGCAGCUGCUGGUAUUGCUAUUGGAGGAUUUGAGUGGAAUGCUCUUGUUGUUGUGCUUUUUCUGGGAUGGCUCUUUGUGCCCAUCUACAUAAAGGCUGGGGUCGUGACCAUGCCAGAGUACCUGAAGAAACGCUUUGGUGGGCAGCGGAUCCGUAUCUACCUCUCCGUGCUUUCCAUAUUUCUCUACAUUUUCACCAAAAUCUCUACAUGUAUGCAGGAGCCAUUUUCAUCAACCAGGCUCUGGGACUAAACAUUUACCUGGCUGUUGUUAUUCUGCUGCUCAUUACAGCUCUUUAUACAGUAACAGGUGGUCUAGCUGCAGUCAUCUACACCGACACCCUGCAGACCAUCAUCAUGGUUGUCGGAUCAUUCAUUCUUACAGGCUUUGCGUUUAAUGAGGUGGGGGGCUAUGAGAACCUCAAAGACAGAUACAUGACUGCGAUCCCAUCAGUGGUAGGUGUGAACAUCAGUGAAGAGUGCUACACUCCUCGUGCAGACUCCUUCCACAUCUUCAGAGACCCCAUCACUGGUGAUCUGCCCUGGCCUGGGAUGGUCUUUGGUCUUACUAUCCAGGCCACCUGGUACUUUUGCGCUGACCAGGUGAUUGUGCAGCGCUGUCUGUCUGCCAAGAACCUGUCUCAUGUGAAAGCAGGAUGCAUCCUGUGUGGUUACCUCAAACUUCUGCCCAUGUUCCUCAUGGUUUUCCCUGGCAUGAUCAGCAGAGUGCUGUACACAGAUGAGAUUGCAUGUGUGGAUCCAGCAGAGUGUAACUACUACUGUGGCACCAGUGUGGGCUGCAGUAAUAUUGCUUAUCCGAAACUAGUGUUGGAUCUGAUGCCAAACGGUCUCAGAGGGUUGAUGUUGUCCGUCAUGCUGGCCUCCCUGAUGAGUUCACUCACUUCCAUCUUUAACAGUGCCAGCACACUCUUCACCAUAGACAUUUACACUAAGAUUCGCCCCAAAGCCAAGGAAAAGGAACUCAUGAUCGCGGGGAGGGUGUUCAUGCUGUUUCUGAUUGGCGUGAGUAUCGCGUGGAUCCCCAUCGUUCAGUCGGCUCAGAGUGGGCAGCUCUUCGAAUACACUCAGUCCAUUACCAGUUAUCUGGCUCCACCUAUCGCUGCUGUCUUCAUCCUUGCCAUUUUCUGGAAGCGAGUCACUGAACCAGGUGCUUUCUAUGGGUUGUUUAUUGGUCUGUUGGUGGGACUGGCGCGUAUGAUAUCUGAGUUUGCCUACGGCACGGGUAGCUGCAUAAAUCCCAGUAACUGUCCUAUGAUCAUCUGUGGUGUGCACUACCUCUAUUUCACCCUCAUCGUCUUCGGCCUGUCCUGCAUAGUGAUAGUGACCAUCUCCCUCAUGACUAAACCCAUUGAUGAAAAACACCUGCACAGGCUCUGCUGGAGUUUGAGAAACAGCACUGAGGAGAGAAUUGAUCUGGAAGCAGAUGACUGGACUAACGAUCAGGAUUCAGAUUCUAUGCAAACAGAAGAGGUGCGUAAGGAUCCAAGCUGUUGGAAGAAGGCUUACAACUGGUUCUGCGGUUUUGAUCAAGGCGAUGCACCUAAACUGACUAAAGAGCAGGAGGCAGAGUUGAAUAUGAAGCUCACGGACACCACUGAGAAACCUCUAUGGAGAAAUGUGGUCAACGCUAACGCUAUUAUCCUCCUCGUCGUCUGCGUUUUCUUCCAUGGCUUCUUUGGCUAAAGAUCACAUCAGUAUCAACUAACUCUGCUAAGGAUAUUAGAGCUUCUGUGGACAGAAAUGGUACCUUAUCAGUAACAACAAGCUAAACAUAAUGAAUCUGAUUGUAAUAAGUUACAAAAGUUUCUCUUGAAACACUCCAUACUUCCUUAUAAUAUCCUCCAAAAAAAAACGUCCUUACUGCUGCCUACUGUUUUUGAUUUGAUGGCAGGAAGUACAAUAGAAAAUAUUAGUGACUUUCAUUUUAAACCCAAGACCAAAACAUAAAGCCUUUUUCUGUGCCAUUUUUAAGAUGCCUCUCAUCUACCAAACUCAAAAAAAACAAACAAAAAAAAAUUAUAUUAUAUUUUGGUCUUAAUAUUUGGUAAGUUUUGAUUUCAUUGUAAGUAAAAAAUAUAUAUUUUUGUUUACGACAAGUAUAUUUUAUUUAAUAACAUUCAUAUUUUUUGCCAUGGUGUAUGAUGUACUAAAUUUUACAAUAAUUUGAAGGUGAAAUUACAGUUCAUCUGUCAUCUGAUGUGUUUUCAUUCAGUCGAAAGACUAUCAGGUGUCAUUGCUUGCCCUGUUUUAUUCAAAGAACAAGGAUCUAUCAAAGUCUGAUCAUGUUUGUGGAAGUGAAUCAUGGCACAAACAAAACAUCACUGAGGACCACAGAAAAAGAGUUGUUGUUGCUCAUCAGGCUGGAAAAGGUUACAAAACCAUCUCUAAAGAAGAGUCUGGACUCCACGAAUCCACGGUCAGAUUGUGUACAGAUGGAGGAAAUUCAAGACCACUGUUACCCUCCGCAGGAAUGGUCGGCCAACAAAGAUCACUCCAAAAGCAAGACGUGUAAUAGUCAGCGAGCUUGCAAAGGACCCCAGAGUAACUUCUAGGCAACUAAAGGUUUCUCACAUUGGCUGAUGUUAAUGUUCAUGAGCCCACCAUCAGGAGAACACUAAACAACCAUGGUGUACACGGCAGAGUUGCAAGAAGAAAGCUACUGUUCUCCAAAAAGAACAUCGCUGCCCAUCUGCAGCUUGCUAAAGAUGAUGUGGACAAACCAAAAUACUGGAGAAAUGUUUUGUGGACGGAUGAGACAAAAAUAGAAAGAACACACUGCAUUCCAGCACAAGAAACUUAUCCUAUCUGUGAAACGUGGUGGUACCCAUAGGAAAGAAAAAUCUAAUGUGAGAUCUCUUUAACAUCUCAAAUAUUUCUCCUAGACAGAAAUGAGGUUACUUUAAGAUUGAAUGGAGAUUUUAGCUUGAGUCUCCUGCUUCUCAAACUUGUCUCCUGAGACAAAAACUCUAACACUCUCACAAUGGUCUCCUUUAAAGCUUUAGAAGAUAUCUCAACAACAUCACACUGUUCUCAGAUAUUUCUCAUUAGCUACAGACACCGGAUCUCUCACAUUUGUCUCUUUUAAAGCUUUAGAAGAUAUCUCAACAACAUCACACACUGUUCUCAGAUAUUUCUCCUUAGCUGGAGACUCUGGUGGUCUCACAUUGGUCUCCUCCAAAGUUUCAAACAAGUCUCUCAACAUCAUCACACACUGUGCUCAGAUUUUUCUCCUCAGCUAGAGACUCUGGCUCUCUCUUUUGUCUCCUCAAAAGUUUAGCUUAGAGAUCUCAACAAAAUCACACACAGUGCUUUGAUUUUUCUCUUUAUCUAAAUACUCUGGGGGUCUCAUAUUUGUCUCCUGUAAAGCUUUAGAAGAGAUCUCAACAACUUUACAAAGUGUGUGGAUCAAGUCAAGUACUUGAACGGCACUAAAUAAAGGGGGGAAAAUCAUAAAUUCAAAGUUAAGGGCUAUAUAGAGAAAUUAUGCAAAUAAUGUUACUUUUUAUAGGACAAUGUUUAUGUACAGGCACAUAAUUUGUUGUUGGAAAUAGUAAUUUACCGGAUGCCUUAAUCAAAACUGAUUUACAAAAAAUGUAACCCUGGAGCUUUCUUUGCUGAAAUGCACAUAAAUGGCUAAUGACUCGGUCUUGAUUAUUAAUUGACUAAUUUGAUUAUUAAUACAUAUUAUAUGGUAGAAAUGUUUGAGCUCAUAUUGAGGCAUUUGACUUGGUGCACACUUUCUAAAGUUAUUGAGAUCACUUCUGAAAUUUAGAGGAGACAAAUGUGAGAACUCUCGAGUCUUUAGUGUAGGAGAAGAAUCUGAGCACAGUGUGUGAUUGUCACGUGUUUUAGUUCCUGUUCAUCCUUUUUUGGUUUGUUUCCUGUUCUCAGUAUUAGUUAAUCAUCAUUUAUUCUUAUCACCCGUCUUGUACCAUUCAUCUCGUUUGCUUAUUAAUUUGCCUGUCUUUAUAAGCCUUCUGUUUCUUUUCAGCCUUUGUCUUGUAUUAAUGUUAUUUUCAGUGGUCAAUGUGUGUUGAUGCUUAUUAAAGACUCCUUUCAUUUACUCCUGCGUUGGGUGCUGAUUUCUACAACCACGACCCCGUAACAGUGAUGUUGUUGAGAUCUCUUCUAAAGCUUUAAAAGAGACAAAAAUCUGAGCACAGUGUGUAAAGUUGUUGAGAUCUCUUCUAAAACUUUAAAGGAAACCAUUGCAGAGUUUUUGUCUCAGGAGACAAGUUUGAGAAG
Molecule: messenger RNA, 8178 nt
Organism: Onychostoma macrolepis
Lineage: Eukaryota; Metazoa; Chordata; Actinopteri; Cypriniformes; Cyprinidae
Product: sodium/glucose cotransporter 1-like
Exons: 14
Coding region: 3982-5616 (544 amino acids)
Biological process (GO): transmembrane transport; sodium ion transport
Cellular component (GO): plasma membrane
Molecular function (GO): D-glucose:sodium symporter activity
Source: RefSeq, a predicted model, not a curated record